GCAUUCUACUCCCGUGAUAUUCCAAGUCAUAAACCUGUUCUUUCCACUGCAUUCUCCAUCGGUAUGGAUAUCGCACACCAGCCUUGUGUAACUGCCAGACCAUCGCAAUGAAUUUAUGGCUGCCAGACCCAGGAAAGUGCAAGUCAUGAUGGACUUUGUCCGACCACACCGCAGAGUUUACUGAAACACUGGAAUAUUGGCAGUGUGCUCUUCCAUUUCUAAACAGAGAGGAUUUAAUGGACAUUCCGAACUACCCUCCCACUCCAGAGGAUAGGCUUUGAGGACCGUAAAACGGGACCGUAACAGGACUGCGGCGCAGCGGAGGGAACCGUAGCAUACGGAACACUUGCUUCAGGCCCACCAGGGAAGGCCUGACCCCUCCAUUGGGCGGAUCGGCAGCCAGGCGGAGGGGCCAUGUUGACUGCACGCCUGCUCCUCUUCGCCAGCCUGUUCGCGCCAGCAGCUCUGGCUUUCAGUCGAGCGCCCAUUCCCAUGGCUGUGGUGAGGAGGGAGCUGUCGUGUGAGAGCUACCCCAUCGAGCUGCGCUGUCCGGGCACUGACGUCAUCAUGAUCGAGAGUGCCAACUACGGCCGCACCGACGACAAGAUCUGCGAUGCAGACCCGGCACAGAUGGAGAACACGCGCUGCUACCUGCCAGAUGCCUACAAGAUCAUGUCCCAGAGAUGUAAUAAUCGGACCCAGUGUGCUGUAGUGGCUGGACCAGAUGUAUUUCCUGACCCUUGCCCCGGAACCUAUAAGUACCUAGAAGUCCAGUACGAAUGUGUACCCUACAUAUUCCUGUGCCCCGGCUUGCUGCGAGGGGUGUACCAGAGCGAACACCUCUUUGAGUCGGACCACCAAUCCGGUGCCUGGUGUAAAGACCCCCUCCAGGCCUCCGACAAGAUCUACUACAUGCCCUGGACGCCAUACCGCACGGACACGCUGACCGAGUACUCCUCCAAAGAGGACUUCAUCGCCGGGCGACCCACGACCACAUACAAACUACCGCACCGUGUCGACGGUACAGGCUUUGUAGUAUACGACGGCGCUCUGUUCUUCAACAAGGAGCGCACGCGCAACAUCGUCAAGUUUGACCUGCGCACGCGCAUCAAGAGCGGCGAGGCCAUCAUCGCCAACGCCAACUACCACGACACCUCGCCGUACCGCUGGGGCGGCAAGUCGGACAUCGAUCUCGCUGUAGACGAGAACGGCCUGUGGGUCAUCUACGCCACGGAGCAAAACAACGGGCGCAUCGUCAUCAGCCAGCUCAACCCCUACACCCUCCGCGUGGAAGGAACCUGGGACACCGCCUAUGACAAGCGCUCGGCCUCCAACUCCUUCAUGAUCUGCGGGAUUCUCUAUGUGGUGAAGUCGGUAUAUGAAGACGACGACAACGAGGCAACAGGGAACAAGAUUGACUAUAUCUACAACACGGAGCUGAGUAAAGAUGGCUUCCUGGACAUCCCCUUCCCCAACUCGUACCAGUACAUUGCCGCCGUGGAUUACAACCCGCGUGACAACCUCCUGUACGUGUGGAACAAUUACCACGUGGUCAAGUACUCGCUGGACUUUGGUGCUUUGGACGGUAGACCAGAAUCUUCAUCGUCUGUGAUCGUUUUGGAUACCACGACAACGCGGACUACAACGCGCCCGGCGACGGUUUCCACGACGACCACGCCAACAACCAGCUCCACCACAACCACCAGGGCCUCUGCGACGUCCCCCGUUGCCCAGCGACCGCGCACCACCUCGACUACUCUGCCGCCGCCAUUGCCGCCAGCAGAGGGCAAUAUCCCAGAGGGCAACACAAGGUCGUCCCCGUCCUCCAAGCUCCCCAACGUCGGCAUUGAGUACUGUAACCCCAUGAUCAUGUCAGACGUCUCCUGGCCCAAGACCAGACAGGGACUGGUGGCCAGGCAACCAUGCCCUACUGGAACAAUAGGCGUGGCCAUGUAUCUGUGUAUGGGGCCCGAAGGAUACUGGGACCCCCAAGGGCCCGACCUCAGCAACUGUACGUCCCCGUGGGUCAAUGUCAUCACCCAGAAGCUCAAAGCAGGAGAGACUGCAGCCAUCAUUGCCAGGGAGCUGUCGGAGCAAACUAAGAGUAACCUUCAGGCAGGGGACAUCACCUACACAGUCAAGGCCAUGGGUCAGCUUGUGGACCUACUUGACGUGCAGCUGAGGAACCUUACACCUGGAGGCAAAGAUAGUGCAGCCCGCAGCCUCAACAAGCUGCAGAAAAGAGAGCGCUCUUGCCGGUUUUACGUGCAGGCCAUGGUGGAGACUGUGAACAACCUGCUUCAGCCCCAGGCCCAGUCGGCGUGGAGGGACCUGAGCACCGGGGAGCAGCUGAGAGCAGCCACCAUGCUACUGGACACGGUGGAGCAAGGAGCCUUCGUCCUGGCCGACAACCUGCUCAAGACUGACAUCGUGCAGGAGAACACCGACAACAUUCAGCUGGAGGUGGCCCGGAUGAGUACGGAAGGAAAUCUGCCCGACCUGAAAUUCCCACAAAGUGGCGGCCAUGGUAACUCCAUCUCCCUGUCAUCAAGCACCUUGAAACAACAUGGGAGAAACGGAGAGAUCCGGAUGGCCUUCGUCCUGUACAAACACAUCGGAGCCUAUCUGUCUACAGAGAAUGCCAGCAUGAAGCUCGGCAGGGAAGCCAUGGCCACCAACUACUCUGUCAUUGUCAACUCUCCCGUCAUCACCGCAGCCAUCAACAAAGAGAACAACAAAGUCUACCUGUCUGAACCGGUCAUAUUUACCUUGAAACACCUGCAGCAAUCCAAGGAAAGCUUUAACCCCAACUGUUCUUUCUGGAGUUAUUCCAAGAGGACCAUGACGGGGUACUGGUCGACGCAGGAUUGCCGGUUGCUAGGCACCAACAGGACUCACACCACGUGCUCUUGUACCCACCUGACUAACUUUGCCGUCCUCAUGGCUCACGUGGAGGUCAAGAAUACUGACCCGGUCCAUGACCUGCUGUUGGAUGUGAUCACAUGGGUUGGCAUUCUGCUCUCCCUGGUCUGCCUGCUCAUCAGCCUGUUCACCUUCUGCUUCUUCCGGGGCCUCCAGAGCGACCGCAACACCAUCCACAAGAACCUCUGCAUCAGCCUCUUCAUUGCAGAGUCCCUCUUCCUGGUGGGGAUCAACCGAGCUGACCAACCGAUUGCCUGUGCUGUGUUCGCUGCCCUGCUCCACUUCUUCUUCCUGGCGGCCUUCACCUGGAUGUUCUUGGAGGGCGUGCAGCUCUACAUUAUGCUGGUGGAGGUGUUCGAGAGCGAGCACUCGCGCAAACGCUACUUUUACCUGGUGGGUUACGGUGUGCCAGCGCUCAUCGUGGCCGUGUCUGCCGCCGUGGACUACCGCAGCUAUGGCACGGACCGAGUGUGCUGGCUUCGUCUGGACACUUACUUCAUUUGGAGUUUCAUAGGACCGGCAACCUUGAUAAUUAUGCUCAACGUGAUUUUCCUAGGCAUCGCGCUGUACAAGAUGUUCCACCACACCGCCAUCCUCAAACCCGACUCGGGUUGCCUCGACAACAUCAAGUCGUGGGUGAUUGGGGCCAUCGCUUUGCUCUGUCUGCUGGGCUUGACCUGGGCCUUCGGCCUGAUGUACGUCAACGAGAGCACGGUCAUCAUGGCCUACCUCUUCACCAUCUUUAACUCCCUGCAGGGCAUGUUCAUCUUCAUCUUCCAUUGUGUCCUCCAGAAGAAGGUGCGUAAGGAGUACGGAAAGUGUCUGCGUACCCACUGCUGCAGUGGCAAGAGUGUAGAGAGUUCCAUUGGCUCUGGGAAGAGCUCAGCCUCCCGCCCACCAGGGCGCUAUUCCACAGGGUCACAGAGCCGGAUCCGUCGGAUGUGGAACGACACAGUCAGGAAACAGUCGGAGUCAUCUUUCAUAACCGGCGACAUCAACAGCUCAGCGUCGUUGAACCGAGAGGGAAUCCUGAACAAUGCCCGGGAUACAAGUGUCAUGGAUACUCUACCACUGAAUGGUAACCACGGCUACAGCAUUGCCAGCGCCGACUACAUGAGCGACUGCGUCCAGAUCAUCGACCGGGGCUACAACCACAAGGAGACUACGCUGGAGAAGAAGAUCCUGAAAGAGCUGACGUCUAACUACAUCCCCUCCUACCUGAACAACCACGACCGCUCUGCCGAGCAAAACCGCAACCUCAUGAACAAGCUGGUGAACAACAUGAGCAACGGAGGCAAGGAUGUUGGCCUGGGGGGGAUGGGGAUGAAUGUGGCGUUGGACUUGGAUGAGCAUUCUUCCUUCCCUCCGCACCUCCAUGAUGAGGGUCUGGGCCUGGAGUUGAUUCGGGAAGAGUCCAACGCCCCCCUUCUGCCCCAGAGACCCCCAUUGCUGCCACCCGUAGACAACCUCCACCAUAACCACCUCCACAACCAGGGCCCGCCACAUCAGCCUCCGCUCCCCCACCACCACCACCACCCAGCCUUCUCCUCGGCCACCACCACCUCGUCCUCGUCCCGCCGGCGGAUCCCGCAGGAGAACAGCGAGAGUUUCUUCCCCCUGCUCACCAACGAGCAUACCCUGGAUGUGGAGCCCACUUCCCCCAGCCACCACCCCCACCACCUGCACCAUCCCAGGGACUCCCUCUACACCAGCAUGCCCGUGCUGGCAGGUCUACCGGAUACCACAGACACCGGUACCACCACCACCACUACCGCCGUCCUCGCCGAUAAAGAUGCCGGAGAGGGCCACCCGGAAGGGGGCAAGAGCCCCGAGGCCAGCCAGGACGAUGUCUACUACAAGAGCAUGCCUAACCUGGGCUCACGCAACCAGCUGCACUCCUACUACCAACUAGGGAGGGGCAGCAGUGAUGGGUUCAUCGUGCCCCCCAAUAAGGAGGAUCUGUCCCCUGAAGAGUCCCCCCAGGAGCCCUCGCACCUGGUCACCAGCCUAUAGGCCUACAAAACCAACUCCCUGACCCAUCCGCCCCAAUCCCUUCUCGCCGUGGUUCCCCUUCUUUUCUGACCCACCCCCCCACUUUGCCCUACGCGUUCCCUUUGUGCUGAUCAAUUGUCGGCAGUGGUAGCCUUUUUUUUUACUCUGUGUCCCGAAGACUGUAAUCGAAACUGAUGCCAGUCCCAGUACUGACCGCAGAUAGAAUAUUGAAACUGUUAUGUUUUGUGGAUAAUACAUCUAGUCAGGGUUGGAUGUUGGAGAAGUCUAUUGAUGUGCAUUUCACUUCUUUUUUUUUUUUGGUUGAGAUGCCCGAACCCUGUGUGGAUUGAUGUUUUCCCCUUAGUGUGAGGGGAGAUGACGGCACUCGGGACGGUGGGAUCUCGUGCUCUGAAAUGCGAUUUGACAGUCCAAAGGAACUACAAACAGCCACAAAAAACAUUCUGCUACUAGUAGAUGUGUAGAGUUCAAAUCAGAACAAAUCAAGAAAGACUAUUUUAUUAUACUUCUGUAUCCAUAAUGGCUUUUUAAGGGGUUUUCUUCCUCUCUAGUGAUAUUGCAGCACACGUUUUGCUGAAGUGUUCCUGCAAGUUCGACUAAACUGAUUUUGAACGAUAUCAUGAAGGACCUCUUUAAAUCCCAUGUGCUUUACAGCAUUUUUUUCUUUACUUUUUUUCCCUUCUUUUGCUGUAACAAUAACAAUUGUCGAGAAAGAGUGAGAGAGAAAAAAACAAAUAACAGAAUUAUGAGAUAUUUCUAUGUAAAUGUACAGAUACUAGCGUUGCACAUAAUAGUAUGAUUUUUGUUCCACCCAACCCUUUGUCUUUGUAAAUGUAGUUGGUUAGGAGCAUUUCCUUUCUGUUGUGCUGGUCUUGACACCAGUAUGAGCAUUUUUUUUCAAGAAACGACAAAACAAAGCAACAAAAUGAAAUAACACCCCCCCAAAAAAAAUCACAGAACAAAACACUUACCAUACAUGAUUUUUCUCUCUCCAGCAAUGUAAACCACCAAUGUUUUCUAAGCCAUUUUUAGUUCACAGUUUGAUUAUUUCUUCACUGUGUAGAUACAAAGAGAAUGAUGGUUCACACACCAUAGAAGGAACACAAUUACAAGUGUCUGAAAAGUUAGCCAUGAGUUGGCCUGCAUCAGUUAUAAGAGACUGGAGAGAAAGAGCACGUUGAAUAUCAAUAAGCACUCUGCAAAUUUACUUUUUUGAAGAGUGAACGUUUCUAGUGAGAAAAACAACUGGAAAUGUAUUUUCUUUUCUUCCUCAAGGGAAAAAGAUUAUUUAUUUAUUAGUUCAAACUACAAAAUAAAGUGAAAAAUGGAGGUAAAGAAUUCAGUAGCACAGAUUCAUUUUUAUUGUGAGUUAUGGUUAUGGCUUUUUUUUUAAUUUAUUCAUUUUUGUAUUGGUUUCCAAGUUGAAUGACCUCAUAACUAAUAUUUGUUGUAAAAGUGAAACUUGUUUGCCAACAAAUAAAUGACUGAUUAAGAUUCACCACAUAGUUAUCACAAAGGUUGUGUUUUUCUCUGGGUUUUUACAUUGCUAUCACUCCAAAAGGCAAAGCAAGGCCUUUGCAUAUAAAGGUGUUGUAUGAGCUCUGUUUCAAUAGCUAUUUCGUGAAUACAAUACAUGGAAAUGUGUCACUGCUGGUAUAAUAUUUACUCUGAACAUGGAGGAUAACAAGUGGGUGAACAAGAGAGUGCACAUCCAUCAGUUUACCCUGACAUGAGCUAUGAAGAAAGGUGGGUAAGCAAUCAUUCAUUUUUUUUCGUAUUAACAUUUGCCUUGAUUAUUACUUGAGUAUCUGUCAUGACCAUGUUUUUUUUUUUUUUUUUUCAAAUGAUUGACUUUCUCAACUGAAUGGGUAUGGAGACUGCUGCAGUUAUAGUGGCCAUGUAAAAAAUAAUAAUAACAGCAUAGAUGUCUUACCUUGUCCAUAGACUUCUUAUAGGCUAAGGAAACCAAUGUCAUUUUCAAAUUUGGGUGAACUGUCCCUUUUCCAGAUGUUUUAACUUUUCCCAUGCUUGAUGACAGGACCAAGGUCAGCUAUGUGAUGGUGGUAAUGACCCAAUAUGACAUGACAUGCGUCAUAUAAUGUUGUGCAAGCUGUAGCUACAUGUACUGUGUGUCAAAGAUGCUUAUAGUGAAGAGCCAUUGGAUUGGACAGUGAAUGUCAUGCCAGUGUUGUACUGUACAUAAAAUAUGCUCCAUGCUGUGUAGGCUGUUGCAUUUGACAGUUCAUAUGAAGCAGUAACAUAUCCCCCGAUCAAAUAUAUUGUUUCUGAAACUCUG
Oncorhynchus nerka (sockeye salmon) is the source of this 7228-nucleotide messenger RNA. Its product is annotated as adhesion G protein-coupled receptor L3-like. Gene Ontology annotation, cellular component: plasma membrane. The record is from RefSeq and is a predicted model, not a curated record. Gene Ontology annotation, molecular function: carbohydrate binding; G protein-coupled receptor activity. NCBI's taxonomy places the organism in Eukaryota, Metazoa, Chordata, Actinopteri, Salmoniformes, Salmonidae. Gene Ontology annotation, biological process: adenylate cyclase-activating G protein-coupled receptor signaling pathway; cell surface receptor signaling pathway.